Molecule: messenger RNA, 1698 nt
Organism: Neofelis nebulosa (Clouded leopard)
Lineage: Eukaryota; Metazoa; Chordata; Mammalia; Carnivora; Felidae
Product: olfactory receptor 6C6-like
Biological process (GO): G protein-coupled receptor signaling pathway
Cellular component (GO): membrane
Molecular function (GO): G protein-coupled receptor activity; olfactory receptor activity
Source: RefSeq, a predicted model, not a curated record
UAUGUUUAUCUUUCUGUUUGUAGUUUUUUAAAAAAAAAUUUCUUCUUUUCACUUUUGGGGUUGUUUUCCUAUGUCUAUUUCAUAGGACUCAAAUCUGAAAUGAGGAAUCAGUCAAGAGAGAUGGAGUUCAUUCUCCUAGGACUGACCGAUGACCCACAACUGCAAAUUGUGAUUUUUGUAUUUCUCUUUCUAAAUUAUGUGUUGAGUGUAAUGGGGAACUUAUCCAUCAUCCUUCUUACCUUGCUAGAUCCCCGCCUCAAGACUCCCAUGUAUUUUUUCCUCCAAAAUUUCUCCUUCUUGGAAGCUUCAUUGACAACAGUCUGUAUUCCCAGAUUCCUGAUAAGCAUCAUGACUAAAAACAAAACGAUAUCCUAUGAUAGUUGCGCAUCUCAGUUAUUCUUUUUCCUCUUAUUAGAAAUUACAGAAUUUUACCUACUGGCUGCCAUGUCUUUUGACCGUUAUGUAGCAAUCUGCAAACCCCUACAUUACCCAGUGAUUAUGAACAACAAAGUGUGUUACCAACUUCUAUUUAGUUCAUGGACAUCAGGCUUUUCUAUUUACAUUUCCACCAUUGGCCUUGGGACUGACUUGGAAUUCUGUGCUUCCAGAGUAAUUGAUCAUUUCAUGUGUGACAUUUCCCCUGUGCUGCAGCUUUCGUGCACUGACACUCAUUUCCUGGAAUUAUUUUCAUUUGUCUUAGCUAUUUUAACCCUCCUGGUCACACUGCUGUUAGUGAUUCUUUCUUACACAUAUAUUAUCAAGACCAUUCUAAAAAUCCCCUCUGCUCAGAAAAGAACAAAGGCUUUUUCUACUUGUUCUUCUCAUAUAAUUGUGGUCUCCCUUACUUACGGUAGCUGUAUCUUUAAUUACAUAAAACCAACAGCAAAGGAAAGGGUGACUUUAUCCAAAGGUGUAACUGUUAUCUAUACCUCAGUUGCCCCUUUAUUAAACCCUUUCAUUUACACUCUAAGAAACCAGCAAGUGAAACAAGCCUUCAAAGAUAUACUCCAAAAGACUUUCUCUUUUUUCAAAAAAUGAAAAGAAACUUUAAUUUUUAAAUCUUGGAGAAAAAAGUAAAUAGAAAUGUUUACUCAUUUCAUAAAUUAACUUAAUCUGCGCUUCAAUUAGUUAACCUGAUAAUAUUUUAACCAGAGCUUUCAGCACAAUACAUCUAUCCUUUCCUGUUUCUCUUUAUGAUUAGCAUUCCUUUCUGUGCCUCAGCAGGAGUCCUCUCUUUAGUUAACAACACAAAUGUUAAAUUUCAUUUACUUUACAAAACAUGGUACUGACCUCCUCAAAAAAAAAAAAACGUAUUAGAUAUUCAUCAUAAGGAUGUUAUCAAUUAUACAGACAUCAAUAUAACAACAUGCGCUACCACUGGGGCUCUAGGAAAUUAUUCAAAUGUCAUUCCAAUAUUUUCAACAAGGCAAGAAAAAAAGGCAGGCUUCAAAUCAUAAAAGGCUCAUAUGUCCUAAAAUGCACCAGGACUUUAUCUGGUAGGUCUAGAGACCUAAAAAUCUGGAGUGAAUAAGAAUCACACACCUGGUUAGCUUUUUUUAAACAAAGUCAAUGUUCUUAUCCCUAAAAUGUCUUUUCAAUUUGUCUGGAUUGCUGUAUAGAAACAUGGACUGUAGCCGAUUCUGAUGCAUGUGGCUCCAAUGAGAGUUUUAUUUCUUGGUUUUUUUUUUAAUGUUUAUU